Molecule: messenger RNA, 2254 nt
Organism: Vigna umbellata (rice bean)
Lineage: Eukaryota; Viridiplantae; Streptophyta; Magnoliopsida; Fabales; Fabaceae
Source: RefSeq, a predicted model, not a curated record
GAACUUAGUAAUGACCUAGUUGAAUUAUUUUUGCAGGGUUUGGUUGAAGCCGUCUGGAAUAUUUCUGUUACAGUUCAUAAGGUCCAUCUAUGUUUUAGUCAUUUUCAACAUAUUCUUGUCAAUAAUGAGCUUAUCCAAGAAAGUAUCCCAAACAGACGCUAAAUUGAGCGCCCCAAACAAAGCAACCUCUUUGAAUCCAAAUGCAGCAGAGUUUGUUCCAUACUCCCUGAGAUCAUCUCCAUCUGGAAGCACUAGCUCAGUGGAUGCAACAGCGAAGUUUACUAGUACCGCUGGAUCUCUUGGUAAAACAGUUCUAGAUCGAUCAGAAUCAUCCAUUUCGAACAAUUCUGAUGAUGAGGCUCACCAGUACUGGCGUUGUCAGCUGCCUGAUGAUAUCACUCCUGACUUCAAGGUCAUGGGAGAAGAUGAAUCCCAAGGUGUUAACAACCUCUCUUUAGCAGGCUUAUCUAUAAAUAAUCAUAAUGAAUCCUCAAUAUUUCCUUCAUCUAAGGAAAGUAGAUAUAUGUUAAAUGAGCUGCAGGAAUUGUCUCAAGAACACCUUAAUGGCAAUAUUUUUGCUGAUAAAUUAAGGUUUUCCAAUUCAACCUACAGGGAGGAACCAUCUUCACCAAGCCUUUUGAACUCUUCAGCAAAGCCUUGGGAUAGGCAAAUUGGGAAGACGGAUUUGCAUGUUAGCAAUGGUCAAGAGGCACUUGUUUAUGAUGACAACUCUGGAAAUAGAUUCUUAAAUGAUGGUUUUGCUGGGAAUUCUCUUUUGAAUGAUACUGAUUUGAACCCUUUGGAGUUUUUAGCUUCUCUUUUUCCUGGGUUUGCUUCAGAAAGCCUUGCUGAAGUUUUCUUUGCCAAUGGAUGUGAUUUACAUCUGACCAUUGAGAUGCUCACUCAGUUAGAGAUUCAAGUUGAUGGAAGUAGCUUCAAUCAGAAUUUGAGUCCAAAGACUGUGUCAGCUCCCAAUCUGAGUGCAAUGGAAUUUCCAGCUCUUACUUCAUCAAAUGGCCAGAGUACUGCAAAAUAUGCUGCAGAUAGUGUUCAAAGUGGCAAUCCUUACUUAUCAUCUGAUAAAGACAUGCUAAUGUUCAAAUUUAGCUCUUCUACUCCAUCUAGAGGAUCUGUUGACUUUGCUUCAGCUGUCAGGAAAUUGGCUUCUCAGGAUUCUGGUAUAUGGAAGUAUGAUAAAAAUGGUUCUGGUGAUGCUUCCACGGGCUCUAGUAGAAGUUUAAAUGUUCUCGCUAGUGCCUACAAUGGUGGACAAGGGAGAGCCAACUUUAGUGAUAGAUUACAGAACAGCGGUUCUGCUCGGGCAGCUCCAGUUUGGCUUGAAACUGGUGACGCAGUUGCAAAUAUGUAUUCUGAACUGCGGGAGGAGGCUCGUGAUCAUGCACGCUUGCGUAAUGCUUAUUUUGAGCAGGCACGACAAGCCUACCUUGUUGGCAACAAAGCCCUUGCAAAGGAGCUAAGUGUUAAAGGGCAACUUCACAACAUGCAUAUGAAAGCUGCACAUGGAAAAGCUCAAGAAUCUAUUUACCGUCAGAGGAACCCUGUUGGUCCAGAGAUGCAAGGUAAUGGGAGGGGGCACCAGAGAAUGAUAGACCUGCAUGGUCUGCAUGUAAGUGAGGCUAUUCACGUGCUGAAACAUGAACUGAGUGUGCUUAGAAGCACGGCCAGAGCCGCUGAGCAGCGUCUACAGGUUUACAUCUGUGUUGGCACCGGCCACCACACCCGGGGCUCGCGCACUCCGGCUAGACUUCCGAUAGCUGUACAGCGAUAUCUACUUGAAGAAGAAGGCCUUGAUUUCACCGAACCACAGCCAGGUCUGAUUCGGGUGAUGAUAUACUGAACCAGGGAGGUAUACAAGUUUCUGACACAGUAAAAAUCCAUCAUGAACACAUAGACAUUGUUGUAGUCAUUCUUGUAUCUGUAUAUGGGAGGAAGUAAGCCAAAAAAAGGAAAAGCAAAAAGGGUUGAAAAAAGGGAGAAAAAGGUUAGAGAAGUAAAGAGAUGGGUUGUAGAAGAAUUGUAGCAUUGAAGGUUUGUGUGAGGCAUCUCAUCACAUUAGUCAGUCAGCAGCAGCAGGGACUAUUUCAGCAUUACCUUUUGUUAAUUUUGUACCCUAAUUUUCAUUUCUUUGUUAAAUUUCUUUUUCAUUCAGAUAUAACGGAUAGAACUCAAUUACAUGAUAGAAUCACUCUGCCAAUUAGAUUCAAUGCCAAUUUAUUUACAGCUCAAACUUCAA